GCCAGGUCGCGGAAGGCCGCUCCAGUUUACCCGCCCCGGGCCAGCGCUGGCGCUUUGGCCUCGGAGGUGGGGUGAUGGCCGCCUCGCACCGGGAGGCGAAACUGGCGGCCGCCAGUCUCCACCUCCCGGUAAAUCCCCAAACCGGAGCGCGGGUCGCCCAGUACGAGCGUGAAGACCUCUUAGAGGCCCUGGCGGCGGCAGUCUCGCUGGAGGAGGAUGAGAAGGUGUUGCGGCCCGCGCGGGCGUGGGCUGAUUCUGACACCAACUCUGCAGUGCAGGGAAGAAGUUUCAACUAUGGCAACAUUGUGAGCUUUUCUGACAUCCGCCACUCUAACGAAGAGUAUUUCAGGAAACUAGAGGAGCUGAAGGCUGCUCACAUAGAAAGUAUGGCAAAAUUAGAGAAAAUGUACCAGAAUAAAUUAAAUUUAAAGGAAUUUCAGCCAGCGACCAUCAGGGAAGAUAUUCCCAGCAACUCUUCCAGUUCUGUAUCGGAAAAUAGCUCCUGUCAUCCUGUUGUGUUAAUGACGUCGCUUUCGGAGCCAGACUUAGGCCAGUCUUCCUCCUUGUAUACUUCUUCCUCGGAAGAAGAGCUGCCCAACCUAGAAAAAGAGCAUCCUGGGAAAAACAAAAUAAUGAACUAUGCUAAGGAGCUCAUUAGCAACAUGUGGAAAGACUUUUGUGUUGAAGAUUAUAUUCAGGGUGAAGAUACUGACUUCCAAGUAACUGAAAAAACAAGAAAGAAACCAAAAAGAUGGGUGCCCACAAUUACAAUACCUGUACCUUUUCAAAUGAUGAUUAGAGAACAGAAGAAAAAAGAAGCCAUGAAAUCUAAAUCAGAUAUAGAAAUAGUACAAAAACUGCUCAAAAACGAAGAAGAUUCAGAGUGUAAGAAGAAAUUCCGAGCCAAUCCAGUUCCUCUGAGUGUCCUCCUUCCCCUGUAUCAUGAGCUAGUUAAGCAAAGUGAAGAACGGAGGAGGGCUAGGAAGGAGAAAAACAGAGAAACUCUUUUGGCCUUACAAAAGCCAUUUACAUUUGUUGCAAGGGAAGAACAGAAGCAAGCAGCCCGGGAAAAGCAACUGAGAGAUUAUUUCAAGUCUAAAAAGAAAACAUAUCGAUUUAAAGCCAAACCCAUACCUCGAUCUACUUAUGGUUCAGCCUACAGCGACAAGUUAAAAGAAGAAGAGCUCCUUCGAAACAUUAGGACACAGCUGAAAGCACAACAGCUUUUACAGAAUUCUUCCCCUCUGCUUUAUAGACCAGGUUACAAACAUGUUAGGAACCCCAAGUGUCCUGAACAGGCUGGGAAAUUAAGGAAUAAACACAAGGCCAGGUCCGAGACUCCUGAUGUUGAGGACCUUCCUGAGGAGUAUAAGAAACGCUUCUCAGAACACAAGUGUCCAAAAUUCUCAGCAGUCCAAAAACCACCUGAUCUUCAUGUUACUUCGAGUAAAUCUGCUGAAAGGGAGAACAAUUUGGUAGAUGAAGAAAAUUUGAAACAGGCACGUUGCCCUCAUCUGUCUCCAAGGCGUAAGUCAUCAGGAAGAAAUGCAAGUGCAAAACCUGCGUCUUGCAGCUGCAGGCCUCCAGUGCCCACAGUGUCCUCCAGAGGACGGGAACGAGCCAUCAGGAGAUCACUUGAGGAAAAGAAAAUGUUGGAAGAAGAAAGAAAUCGGAUCUUAACUAAGCAGAAGCAAAGAAUGAAAGAAUUACAGAAACUCCUGACAACCCGGGCUAAGGCUUAUGAUCCACAUCAAAGUUUAGCUCAAAUGUCUAAAUCUAAAGUAAAAUAUCUCAGAAAGAGUGAAAAGGAAAGGAUGAGAGAGUACCGACGAGAACAAGAAGAAAGAGAAGAAAAAUUAAAAAUGAGGCCACUGCUAUUUGAAAGAGUUUCUCAGAAAAAUGCGAGAAUGGCAGCAGAAAAGCAUUAUUCUAACAAACUAAAAGCACUAGGAAUAUCUGAUGAGUUUGUUUCAAAGAAAGGCAAAAGUGGAAAAGUAUUUGAGUACUUCAGCAAUCAAGAGAUGAAAAGUUUCACUGAAGAUAAAGAAAGCUUUAAUGAAGAAAAAGUAGAAGAGAGAGAGAAUGGGGAAGAAAAUUAUUUUAUUGAUACCAACAGUCAAGACUCUUGCAAGGAUCAAGAGGAAGACAAUGAAGAGAGUGGAGAAGUGUCUGGUGAAGGAUAGAACGGCACCAGCAAGGCCUCCUCUCUGUGCCCUGCUACUGUGUGCAGCAGCUGUGCCUGUGCUGUGAGGACGUCCUUGUGCGCAGGGCCGGUGCACAAGGCUUACCGAGGAAGAAGGCUGAAUCCAGCCAGUCAGGGAUUUAAUCAGUUAGAGUAAUUCCCGGUUUUUUAAGAAUUGCAACAUAUGGUUUUUUGCUACAUUGAUCUUGUAUUUUUAAAGUGUUUGGAAAAAAAGUUUGAGAAUCACAGCUGAUACAA
Octodon degus (degu) is the source of this 2440-nucleotide messenger RNA. It is a transcript of the gene Fam161a, whose product is annotated as family with sequence similarity 161 member A. The record is from RefSeq and is a predicted model, not a curated record. The coding region runs from base 75 to 2183 and encodes 702 amino acids. The transcript is spliced from 7 exons. Gene Ontology annotation, biological process: cilium organization. Gene Ontology annotation, cellular component: cilium; photoreceptor connecting cilium; ciliary basal body. NCBI's taxonomy places the organism in Eukaryota, Metazoa, Chordata, Mammalia, Rodentia, Octodontidae.